AUGGAGUGGGCAGAACCCAUUAUCAGGUACAUUGAGAACGAAAAGCUACCCCAGGACUGUAUGGAAGCACGAAAGAUUAGGAUGCGUGCGGCAAAAUAUUCCCUCAUUGAUGGGGUUCUUUACAAGAAGGGAUUUUCUUUACCCUACUUGCGUUGUGUCUCCAUGAAUGAGGCAAAUUACAUUCUAAAAGACAUACAUGAAGGCCUUUGUGGAAAUCAUGCUGGGGGCAGAUCACUAGUGCAUAAAGCUAUCCGACAAGGAUACUUUUGGCCUACUAUAAGGACAGAUGCACUUGAGUUCGGAGCACCAAGGGUAAUUAUGACCGAUAAUGGGAAGCAGUUUGAAAGUGAGCAGUUCCUCGAUUUUUGUAAUGAACUUGGGAUCAAAGUUCAUUUCUCCUCUCCUGCCCAUCCCCAAGCCAAUGGGCAAGUUGAGGUCACGAAUAGGACAAUAUUGAAGAUGAUCAAGACACGCCUAGAAAAGGCCAAGGGCUUGUGGCCUGAACAACUACCCGGAGUUUUAUGGCCUAUCGCACUACCGUAA
Messenger RNA from Cornus florida, 543 nucleotides. RefSeq lists its product as uncharacterized. Gene Ontology annotation, biological process: DNA integration. Gene Ontology annotation, molecular function: nucleic acid binding. Bases 1 to 543 code for a protein of 180 amino acids. Lineage: Eukaryota; Viridiplantae; Streptophyta; Magnoliopsida; Cornales; Cornaceae. The record is from RefSeq and is a predicted model, not a curated record. The transcript is spliced from 2 exons.